Messenger RNA from Poecile atricapillus (Black-capped chickadee), 1071 nucleotides. RefSeq names its product ring finger protein 212 (gene RNF212). Gene Ontology annotation, cellular component: synaptonemal complex. The record is from RefSeq and is a predicted model, not a curated record. Gene Ontology annotation, biological process: homologous chromosome pairing at meiosis; reciprocal meiotic recombination; protein sumoylation. The coding region runs from base 166 to 1071 and encodes 301 amino acids. Gene Ontology annotation, molecular function: SUMO transferase activity. Lineage: Eukaryota; Metazoa; Chordata; Aves; Passeriformes; Paridae. The transcript has 12 exons.
ACCAAGCUCUGCCGCCCUGAGGCCCCGCGGCGGGAGGGGCGCGGGCCGCGCUGCCCUCAGGGCCGCCUCAGCUGGCGGGACGUGGCGGGGAUGCACCUGCGGGGCUCGGCCUGAGGAGAAGCGGCUCUGCCCCAGCCCCGGGCCGCCGCCGGGCCGUCCUGCCCCAUGGCCGUGUCCCCGUUCUGCAACUCCUGCAUGCGGCAGCCCCUCAGCCCCACGCCGCUGUUCUACCUCACCAACUGCGGCCACGUUUUCUGUGAGGUUUGCCUGCAGAAAGGCAAAAAAGAUGAAUGUUUGAUCUGUAGAAGUCCUUGUCGUACCUUAGUCCUUUCAAAAGAGAUAAGUCCUGAUAUUCAAUCACUGUUCGUGCAAUUAGAUGUGUUAUGCAAGAAGUAUUCAACUGAGUUGACAAAGGUUUCAGAAUUUCAAGAAAGAUAUCGUAAGCGUUUAUUAACACACUACAAGGAAAAGAUAGCAAAGCUGGAAGAGUCUCUCAAGAAAGCAACACAGCAAAUGCAACAGAUGCAAUGUAUGAAACCUCCUGAUAAAACUACACCACUGCCAUUUUCCAGUAUGAGCAGAAAUACCUUUUCCAUUCCUCCAAGAAAACAGAAUGUUUAUUCUUCAAAUUCUCUUCAUUCGAGUCAUCCUUCCACUUCUGAAACGAUGGAGGCAAUGGAGAUUGAUCCUGUACCUUCACCAAUGAGGAGACUGGAGACACCAACUGGUCCAACAAGAUUAUCACUAAUAACUCCACCACAGGAUGGACAUAUGGGCAGCAUAUCCUACAGACGUUCUCAGACAGCUCUAGUAACGCCAAGUCAGAGUGUUGGAGCAGGGUCUACAAGAUCCACCCCUGUGAGGUUACCACAUAGUGCGUGUCCAUUAUCAUCUGGAUCCCAGAGCAGUCAAAGGGGACCAUGGGCUAAUUUUGAUUUCAGAACCCCUCAGCUGCAUCCAUUUACAUCACCUUCUCCACAGCUGCCUCUCUCAAGGCAGCCAAUCACCAUCUCUGGACUUCUGCAAAGAGAAGGAUCAACUAAUAUAAGAGGACGUUCAGCAGAGAGAUGA